AUGCAGCGCGUCUCUGCCUUCUUGCCCUCAUGGGACAGGCGCACCUCCAACCAGACGACCUCGAGUGCGCAGUCGAACUCGGCCACGAAAGACUCCAACAACGCCAGCUGCAGCUCGCUUGGCCAGCACAAGACCGCAGCGAACUCUAGUGGCUUCUUUGGGUGGUCGAAUCGGUCGAGCACCAGUAGCGCAAGGGCCAGCAGCUUGUUCAACGGCCUCUCCAAGAUCAAUGUGCAGACCGCGAACCAGAGGAACAGCAACACUGGCAGCGUCGCCAAUGUCCGCGUGCAGCGAGAAGCCUUCUGGCCAGCUACCCUGGACGCCGAGUGCGACAAGGCGGCCAGGAUACUCAAAUCCUUUUGUGCGGAUGGAUACCUCGCGACCCUCAACGAAACCACACCAGACUCUACCGCGAACGAACCAAGUACGCCCAUCAAAGUAUCAAAGAAGAUCCCGAAACGAAUAAUUCAAAAUGCUGCCGGCAUUGCCGUCUUCACUUGCAUGAGGAGUGGAUUGUGGAUGACAGGCUCCGGCGGCUCCGGCAUCCUCAUCGCUCGCAAGUCUGACGGCACAUGGUCACCACCGACGGGCAUCAUGCUUCACACGCCGACACUGAGCUUCAUCAUCGGCGUCGACGUGUAUGAUUGCGUUCUUGUCGUGAACAGCCUGGCCGCUCUGGAGUCGAUGACCCAAUCGCGGGUUGUGCUGGGGGAGGAUGUCGGACUCACCGCUGGCCCUCUGAUGCCGCUGGACAAGCCCGGGACGGACCUGGAGAUUGAUCUCAAGAGUCUGGGCAACACUGUUCUGACGUAUAUGAAAGCGCGAGGUCAGGAGCAGAGGGUCAACAUGAGUGGCUGCAUUCUCACCGAACGCACCAACGAGAACGAGCGAUUCUACGGAUGCAACGCCUCGCAAAUGGACAUCCUGUCGGGCAGCAUAGCACGCCAUGUCGAGGAGACAAGGCCUCUAUCUGAGGUCAUCAAACUCGCCGAGGGCCGGUCGGAUUUUGACCCUGCGCUCAUUGCUAAGCUGAUGGUCGACCCUGCGCCAGGGGAUGCGAAUAUUGCCUCCCCCAACUCGACACCUCAGUCUCCUCGCCCUGCGCAGGCUUUCGGCAUGCCCCAGGUGGAUGACCCCGAUCCGUUUGGCGUGCUGGCUCUGGAAAUGGCCGGCAUGGAGAUCCGUGAAGCAGGAAGCCGGCUGCGUCCCACAAGCAGUCAACUCAACUUCCAAACUCGUCCCAUGAGCGCUGCGUCUUCCAGGACCAACUUUCGCCAGAGCAGCCAGACCUUCAAGUCCAACACCCAGCGUGAGAGCUACAGGUCGUCGCGUACCAUCCGGAGCCAGGUCACCGAUGCGCACACACAGACUGACGUCAACAACACGCCCGACACCAGCCCGAGCCCAAGACGCAGCGAGCAAGACAGAGGCCGAAGUCCGACCCAAAGGAUUCGAUCCAAGAUCGAGGACAAGCACGACGAAGCGCAAGAGCCGGCAGAGGUGGACUACACCACCGUCGAUGAGACCCCGCUCAAGCAUUUGAGUACCCCACUGGCCCAUACGGACGACGAGCCAUCCUGGAAAGGAGUCGCUACGGCCGAAACAGAGAAGGAUGGCUCAAAUCUUCGUGUCCCACAGAAUGACAAGGAUGUUGAUCGUCGGUCGAAAGCCUCCAGUCAUUAUGGUGAAGAGAAAAAUCUUCCUGCCGGCUCGGAUGCCGAAGACCUGUCUGACGACGACAGUGGCUUUAGUGACGAAGAAGACCCCGUUGUAUUCGAGGUUGCGGCUGUGCAGCCGGCUCGCACACAAGCCGUCGCGUCUCGCGUCGUUCACGCCAGGGGCAACAUGGUCAAUAUCCCCAAGCGGAUCCCACCUCCAUUGCCGGCCAGAAAUCCAGCUCGAGCCUCCUUGCAAAGUCGGAGCGAUUGGGGAACCGACUCGGCUAGUUUGCGGAGUCCUCUUCGCCAUCAGUUCAGUGGCUCGGAUCUCAGUGCUGAUAACGACGCGGGAUCUAUUGACAAGAAGCGGGCAUCCACGCAGUCCCAGAACGAGUCUGUUGCCUCACGGCUGCAAACGCCGCCUCCGGAGGAGUGCGAACCCAUCACACCCCGCGUUGAAGACACCGAGCAUGCACUGCCCGUCGUUGAAAUGCCGCAACCUGACUCAGGCGUCCAGGAAGCUGAUGAGGCAGCGAAGACUAUUGUCGAGGACUCGAAAGCAGCUCAGAAGGCCGAUGUUUCCGCUGAAAGCAACGAUCAUGGCCAGCCUCAGUCACCGUCCAAGGAGAUCACCGACAACCAAAUUAAGGACACAACAGCGACCCAGAACACCCCCCAAGAGGAACAGGCUGAAGAAGUCGGAUCUGGCCACGCUGCGUCAUCCGCACCUCCUGAGCUACCCUCGAACAGCGAGGAGGUUUCGGAAGCUGUUGUCACGAUCACCCCUCCCGCCAGCGCCACGAGGGGCGAUGGUGAUGAGAAGAGGGUUCGUUCAUCAAUCGACACGGGCGUUUCUGACUCACACUCCAGCUUUGAGGAUAGUGCGUAUACCACUCCACCGACUUCUGAACACAAGUUUCUCCUAAAUGAUGAUCAAGACGAGACACCACGAAAAACUGCAGCGCAAACAGAAGAUGUUGCAGUUACCAAUGGGAACGAGGGCAAGGAGGACGACGGGCCCGCCACUUUUGAGGCUGCCGAACCAGUCGAAGAGCAGGCCAAAGCGAAGACGGAGACACCCGCUGCUGCACCAACGUCGACUUGA
This is a messenger RNA of Emericellopsis cladophorae, 2763 nucleotides long. Its product is annotated as SH3 domain-containing protein. The record is from RefSeq and is a predicted model, not a curated record. The coding region runs from base 1 to 2763 and encodes 920 amino acids. NCBI's taxonomy places the organism in Eukaryota, Fungi, Ascomycota, Sordariomycetes, Hypocreales, Bionectriaceae. The transcript has 2 exons. Gene Ontology annotation, molecular function: phosphatidylinositol binding.